UUCACACGGAGAGCUGGCAUGGCUGCUGUGCUCUUUGGCUUUGAGGAUCUGCUCUACAGCUGGGACAGCCUGGUGUGGAGCCUGACAUCCCGGGCUCUGAGGACUUGCCGCUUUGGAAACCUGAGGGUCCUGCAGCUCAUGCUGAAGCCAUGGUGCAUUUCCAGAGCCGUUUAUCAGAUGACGGAGGGCCGCAGAUGCCAAGUGCACCUCCUUGACGACAGGAAGCUGGAGCUCCUUGUUCAGCCAAAGCUUUUGGCCAAGGAGCUGCUUGACUUGGUGGCAUCUCAUUUCAACCUGAAGGAGAAGGAGUACUUUGGAAUUGCAUUCACAGAUGAAACGGGACACUUGAACUGGCUUCAGCUGGACCGCCGGGUGCUGGAACAUGACUUCCCCAAAAAGUCAGGACCAGUUGUUUUGUACUUUUGUGUCAGGUUCUACAUUGAAAGCAUCUCCUAUCUAAAGGACAAUGCCACCAUUGAGCUGUUUUUCUUGAACGCCAAGUCCUGCAUCUACAAGGAACUCAUUGAGGUUGACAGUGAAGUGGUGUUUGAACUGGCUGCAUACAUCUUGCAGGAGGCAAAGGGAGAUUUUUCAAGCAAUGAAGUUGUAAGGAAUGAAUUAAAGAAGCUGCCAGCCCUUCCAACACCAGCGCUGAAGGAGCAUCCUUCCCUUGCUUAUUGUGAGGAUCGAGUCAUUGAACAUUACAAGAAACUAAAUGGUCAGACAAGAGGUCAAGCAAUUGUGAAUUACAUGAGCAUUGUAGAAUCCCUCCCAACAUAUGGAGUGCAUUAUUACGCAGUAAAGGACAAGCAGGGAAUUCCUUGGUGGUUAGGACUUAGCUACAAGGGGAUUUUUCAAUAUGACUACCAUGACAAAGUAAAACCAAGAAAGAUCUUCCAAUGGAGGCAGCUGGAGAACCUCUAUUUCCGCGAGAAGAAGUUUUCGGUGGAGGUGCACGACCCGCGCAGGGCAUCUGUGACCAGGAGGACUUUUGGGCAUAGUGGCAUCGCUGUGCAUACGUGGUAUGCCUGUCCAGCACUAAUAAAGUCUAUCUGGGCUAUGGCCAUUAGUCAACAUCAGUUCUACCUGGACAGAAAGCAAAGCAAGUCCAAGAUUCACGCUGCAAGAAGCCUGAGUGAAAUUGCAAUUGACCUGACCGAAACUGGAACGCUCAAGACCUCAAAGCUGGCCAACAUGGGGAGUAAAGGCAAAAUUAUCAGCGGCAGCAGCGGGAGUCUUCUGUCAUCAGGUUCCCAAGAGUCAGAUAGUUCUCAGUCUGCCAAGAAAGACAUGCUGGCUGCACUGAAAUCCAGGCAAGAAGCUUUGGAAGAGACACUGCGCCAGCGCUUGGAAGAGCUAAAGAAACUGUGUCUCCGAGAAGCGGAGCUCACAGGAAAGCUGCCACGAGAAUACCCUUUAGAUCCUGGGGAGGAGCCACCUAUUGUAAGGAGAAGAAUAGGAACUGCCUUUAAACUGGAUGAACAGAAAAUCCUGCCUAAGGGAGAGGAGGCAGAGCUGGAGCGCCUGGAGAGGGAGUUUGCCAUUCAGUCCCAGAUCACAGAGGCUGCCCGGCGCCUGGCGAGCGACCCGAAUGUCAGCAAAAAGCUGAAGAAACAGAGGAAGACAUCCUACCUGAAUGCACUGAAGAAACUGCAGGAGAUCGAAAACGCCAUCAAUGAGUAUCGCAUCAAAUCUGGAAAGAAGCCAACCCAGAGAGCCUCCCUGAUCAUAGAGGAAGGAAACAUUGCCAGUGAAGACAGCUCCCUCUCGGAUGCCCUUGUUCUUGAAGAUGAGGAUUCUCAGGUCACGAGCACAAUAUCCCCUCUCCAGUCCCCACACAAAGGACUGCCUCCCCGACCACCCUUGCACAACAGGCCUCCUCCUCCGCAGUCACUGGAAGGCCUCCGCCAAAUGCAUUACCACCGCAAUGACUAUGACAAGUCCCCCAUCAAACCCAAGAUGUGGAGUGAGUCAUCCUUGGAUGAACCCUAUGAGAAGGUCAAGAAACGCUCCUCACACAGUCAUUCCAGCAGUCACAAGCGGUUCCCCAGCACUGGGAGCUGUGCCGAGGCGGGAGGGAGCAGCUCGCUGCAGAACAGCCCCAUCCGGAGCCUUCCCCACUGGAACUCCCAGUCCAGCAUGCCGUCAACGCCGGAUCUACGGGUACGCAGUCCGCACUACGUCCACUCCACACGGUCCGUAGACAUCAGCCCAACCAGACUGCACAGCUUAGCUCAGCACUUUAGACACCGGAGCUCCAGUUUGGAGUCACAAGGCAAGCUCCUCGGCUCAGAAAAUGAGACAGGGAGCCCUGAUUUCUACACCCCAAGGACUCGUAGCAGUAACGGCUCUGACCCCAUGGACGACUGCUCUUCCUGCACCAGCCAUUCCAGCUCUGAGCACUACUACCCUGCUCAGAUGAACCCCAACUACUCCACCCUGGCAGAGGACUCCCCGUCGAAAGCCAGAGAGCGGCAGAGGCAAAGGCACAAAUCAGCGGGCAAUCUGGUCUCUUCCAAUUCAGGGAGCAUGCCCAACCUGGCUGCGAGGAAUGGGACGGGGCACCACCGCGUCUACCUGCACAGCCAGAGCCAACCCUCCUCCCAGUACAGGAUCAAAGAGUAUCCCCUGUACAUCGAGGGCAGCUCCACACCCGUGGUGGUGCGGAGCCUGGAGAAUGACCAGGAGGGACACUACAGCGUGAAAGCACAAUUCAAAACCUCCAACUCCUACACAGCGGGGGGGAUGUUUAAGGAGAACUGGCACGGGGAUGAAGUGGACUCUGUCAGGCUCACCCCCUCCCGCUCCCAAAUCAUAAGGACUCCAUCUCUGGGCAGGGAGGGCCACGAGAAAGGCUCGGGUAGGACUGCCGUGUCGGAUGAGCUGCGGCUGUGGUACCAGCGGUCCACAGCCUCCCACAAGGAGCACAGCCGCCUCUCACACACGAGCUCUACUUCCUCAGACAGCAGCUCCCAGUACAGCACAUCUUCACAAAGCACCUUUGUGGCACACAGCCGGGUCACGAGAAUGCCUCAGAUGUGUAAAGCAACGUCAGCUGCCUUACCUCACAGCCAGAGGAGUUCAACACCAUCGAGUGAACUAGCAGCCACGCCACCAGGCAGUCCCCACCACAUUCUUGCAUGGCAGACUGGAGAAGCAACAGACAACUCACCCACUAUGGAUGAGUCUCAGUCUCCAACCCACCAAAGUACUGAUGAAUAGAGGUAUAGUAAGGGAAUGUUUUGUUCUUUCAUCCUUCUGCCUUAUAGUCCAUGAACACAGUGCGAAUGACGGGCAUCCCGC
Gavia stellata (red-throated loon) is the source of this 3303-nucleotide messenger RNA. RefSeq names its product FERM domain containing 4A (gene FRMD4A). The transcript is spliced from 23 exons. Gene Ontology annotation, cellular component: bicellular tight junction; cytoskeleton; adherens junction. Gene Ontology annotation, biological process: establishment of epithelial cell polarity. Lineage: Eukaryota; Metazoa; Chordata; Aves; Gaviiformes; Gaviidae. The record is from RefSeq and is a predicted model, not a curated record. The coding region runs from base 19 to 3222 and encodes 1067 amino acids.